Messenger RNA from Dipodomys spectabilis (banner-tailed kangaroo rat), 3253 nucleotides. RefSeq names its product origin recognition complex subunit 2 (gene Orc2). Gene Ontology annotation, molecular function: DNA replication origin binding. Bases 256 to 1992 code for a protein of 578 amino acids. Gene Ontology annotation, cellular component: nucleus; nuclear origin of replication recognition complex. The transcript is spliced from 18 exons. The record is from RefSeq and is a predicted model, not a curated record. Gene Ontology annotation, biological process: DNA replication. NCBI's taxonomy places the organism in Eukaryota, Metazoa, Chordata, Mammalia, Rodentia, Heteromyidae.
CUCGAGCAGAGCUGUGCGGGCUUUCGGUUUGUGCCCGCGGCGGCCUGGUUUAUGAGAACUCGGCCACUGAGGUUCCGGCCGGAGCUGCCUUCCCGGCCACCGGCCGCGGCUCAGCAGGGCGGCAGGAACAGCGCUCUCGGGAGACCUAAGCUCUGGGGACACCUGCUUCUCAGUGUUGCCGUAGCUCCGGACUUGCGAGGUAAGUCUGACUGAAUUUUCCAGCUACAGAAUGCAUAGCACCUUAAAAGGUUGGCCAUGAUGAGUAAAGUGGAGUUAAAGGAAGAUCAGAUGCUGGAGGUUCAAUUUGUGGGCGAUGAUGAUGUUCUUAAUCAUAUUCUUGACAGAGAAGGAGGAGCUAAAGUAAAAAAGGAGAAAACGCAGCUUUUGGUUAACCCCAAGAAAAUAAUAAAGAAGCCAGAAUGUGAACUGGAGGAAGGUGACCAGGAAGUCUUAAAGGAUCAGAACUAUGUGGAAGUUUUGGGAAGAAAUGUUCAAGAAUCCUGGAAAAAUGGUUCUGCUGCAGAUGGUGGGAAUAAAGUUUAUUCUUUUCAGAAUAGAAAACCUCCUGAAAAGAUGGCUAAAUUAGCUUCAGAACUCGCAAAAACCCCAAGGAAAAGUGUUUCAUUAAGUCUGAAGAAUGAGUCUGAAAUUAUGAUAAACAUUCCUCAAAGUAGCAAGGAGUAUUCUACAUCAGACAAAGUUCAGCAGAAGAACAAUGACAAAAAGGAAUUUCUCUCAACACCACCUCAUAAUCUAAGAAAAAGAUUAAUAGUGUCAAAGUCUAAUUCUGACAGUGAAAGUGACUAUUCUGCUUCCAACUCGGAGGACGGUGAAGGCGUUGCAAAGGAAUGUGAAGAAGACACUAAUUCGGUCAUGUUCUGCCAAAAGCUUCAAGCUCAGACUAGAGUAGUUUCAGAAACCGUUUGCAAAGGAACACCUCCUAAGAAAAUGAAGAGAGAGAAAACAAGUGACUUAGUGGAAGAAUAUUUUGAAGCUCAUAGCAGUUCAAAAGUUUUAACCUCAGAUAAAACGCUGCAGAAACUAAAAAGACCUAAAUUGGAUCAGCAAACUCUGCGUAACUUAUUGAGCAAGUUUUCUCCUUCCUUUUCUGCUGAAAUUAAACAAUUAAAUCAACAACAUGAAAAAUUAUUUCACAAGUGGAUGCUGCAGUUACACCUUGGGUUCAACAUUGUGCUUUAUGGUUUGGGUUCUAAGAGAGAUUUACUAGAAAAAUUUCGAACUACUGUGCUGCAAAAUUCCAUUCAUAUUGUCAUCAAUGGCUUCUUUCCUGGAAUCGGUGUGAAAUCAAUCCUGAAUUCUAUAACACAGGAAGUCCUCAAUCAUAUGGGCACCUUCCGAAGUGUACUGGAUCAGCUAGACUGGAUAACAAACAGAUUUAAAGAAGAUCCUUCUUUAGAACUCUUCCUUCUUAUCCACAAUUUGGAUAGCCAAAUGUUGAGAGGAGACAGUAGCCAGCAAAUUAUCGGGCAGUUGUCAUCUUUGCACAACAUACACCUUAUAGCAUCUAUUGAUCACCUCAAUGCUCCUCUCAUGUGGGAUCAUGCAAAGCAGAGUCUUUAUAAUUGGCUGUGGUACGAAACUACUACAUACAGUCCUUAUAGUGAAGAAACUUCCUAUGAGAAUUCUCUUCUGGUUAAGCAGUCUGGAUCUCUACCACUUAGUUCUCUGAUUCAUGUCUUACGGAGCCUUACUCCUAAUGCAAGGGGGAUUUUCAGGCUACUAAUAAAGUAUCAGCUGGAUAACCAGGAUAACCCUUCCUACAUUGGACUUCCUUUUCAAGAUUUUUACCAGCAGUGUCGAGAAGCAUUCCUUGUUAAUAGUGAUCUGACACUCCGCGCUCAACUAACUGAAUUUAGGGACCACAAACUUAUAAGAACAAAGAAGGGAACAGAUGGAGUAGAGUAUUUAUUUAUUCCUGUUGACAAUGCAACAUUGACUGACUUCUUGGAGAAGGAAGAGGAGGAGGCUUGAGGCUGCCCUUUCACUCCUGAACCUUCCAUAGGUUUUUGUACCAGCUGCCACUCCUAGUCAAGUGUGGGUUUACCCCCAACAUUCUUUUAUCAGCUUAUAAGAUUUAGUAUUUCGAGAGGUGCAGUCAUCAGUUAGAACAUAUAAGUAGACAGACUGGUGCACCAUCUCUAAUACUAUGCAGUGGUCCUCAAGUUGGAAAAAAAAUGUGCCUUUCAUCCAUUACCUCUCUGGAGACUUCUUGCUGCGAUGAACAGUGUGCUCAGGGACUAUUUGGAACUGGAUGUUUUUGAAUUCUUUUAUACUAGAGAUACUAUUCCUAAUUUUCUGAGGGCCUUUUAACACUCUGGGGCUGAUUGAUUACAAGUAUGCUUGUUCUAGAAUGUGGAAGUACAAAGACAGGAAUUUUAUUAAGUGUGCUCUAUGUAUUGGAACUGGUGAGUGAAUUAAGCACCAUCUCUGUUUCUGAAAGAAAAGGUAGAUGGAAAAGCAGUAGGUGAUCUUGCUUGGUCCUUUUGGAUUUAGGCUCCACACUUGAGGUGGGAGAGUGGGAGAAGUACAAGGAGUAUACAGGGUGUACACCCAAUCCCGAAAGCACAUGGACCAGAGUCACGGUAUGGUUAACUGUCCAGGGACCUUGGCUUUCAUGAUGGAAGUGAGAAGCCAGGCUACAGACAAUAAUCCUAAAUUGCAUUUUAGUAAUUGCUUUCAGAACAGAAAAUAAAAACGUCAUUAUUGUAAAUGGACAUUCCUCUCUUUUAAAUUACAUGCAGAUGGGUAGCAUAGUAAUGGCUGACUGGAAAAAUUUUGAUUUCGUUAUUAAGUGGCCACAAAAAUGACUGAAAGAUAUUUCCGUUUUGCUCUUAAGGUGACUAUUUCAAGUCUUCUAAAUAGGUGAGCCCCUUAGAAAAGAAAAAAAAACACAGGCUGAAUUUGGCCAUUGUGUCAGCUUAUAGUCUGCACAUACACUUACACUUGGAUAUGAAAUUGGUCAAAAUGUCACUAGUAAAAUCUUAUGACAUCAGUUUUUCUCGUUAUUUAUAUGAUUUUUAGAAAGUUUUUGGUAGUGCCAAGACACUCAAGGUGAAUUUCCUUCCCAUUACCUGGCCAUUAGUCAGCUCUGAUAGCAGAUUUCUAAGUAUUCUGCUGGAGAGAAGUCUAUGCACAUGUAAUUAUAUUUGUCCCUCUCAUUUUAAAAACACAAAGGUAACAUGAAACUGGCUGAGUUGUACCUUUUUGCUUAGUAAAUCUAGUUUAUAACUUA